Effrenium voratum is the source of this 1607-nucleotide messenger RNA. The record is from the annotation of a GenBank genome assembly. Lineage: Eukaryota; Dinophyceae; Suessiales; Symbiodiniaceae.
AGUUUUUUAGGCUCAAAUCCAGUCGUGCCAUUUCUUUGGCACUGUCAGGACCUCAUGGUCCGUGAUUCAAGUAUGGUCGAAAUCGCCGUAGCUCUCUUUGAGCGUGGCUAUCCCGAGGCCCGGGUGGAUGAAGCGCUGAAGGCCUGCUCCAGCCUCGAGGAGGCGCUCAACUAUCUGAACCCCAAGUCGAAGGCAUCAGCUGCGCAGCCAGCAGGAGAGAGGCCGAGACGCCGCGCACACGGCAAGAAGGCCCAGCCGGCGCCAGCGGCGCCAGCAGUAGCGCUGCCAGAGGAGCUGACUGGAUCCGCAGCGCCGACGCCCUCCGAAAUGGCGGACUCGGUGUCUGCAGGCGAUUCCGUGGCCGCGUCUACGCCGGUAGAGGUGGUGAACCUCAAUGUGCAAGCAGAAGUUGAAGAGGUGUGCACGCCGCCCCCAUGCGCUCGGGCACGCGUCAUUGAGCCGAACCUGGACGGCAUAAAGUGGUGGCGGGAGGCGGCAGCCCGGUGGCCAAAGAUCUACCAGAACCUGAGGCUGGAGGCAUCCUUGAGCAUCCUCCAGCCUCAGUGCCCAGAAGUGGCCGAGUACCUUGGCCACGUGAGGCCGACGAAUCGCACUCCGCGGAAGAGGGACAUGGAGGGGAGCGUCAAGAAAGUGAAGGAGGGUGCUUCGGCUAUGGGGGUCUUGCCCACCCCCUCGCGGUCGUCCGUGGAUGGCCGAAGCCCUGGCCGCUGUGCGCAAGCGAUGAUGCUGAACUGCCAGGCUGACGUGUGCAAGAUCUGCUGCUGUGACACCUCCGCCUGGCGCUCCGUUCGCCUCGCCUGUGGCCACGGCUGGUAUUGUGCAUCUUGUAUGCUCCGACAUGCAGAGGCACGAUUGGAGAUGGGGGCAGCUUCAAUCACCUGCCCUGAGUGCUCAUCGAUUCUGGCCGAGUGCGAUCUUAGGAAACUCCUCCCGGCGGAGACCAUCGACCGGCUGCUGGCGCGGAGCCUGGAGCAGGCAGUCUCUUGCGCCGCAGACAUCCGCGCCUGUCCGACACCGAAUUGCCCCAUGCGCGUGGCCAUUGAGGAGGGCGACAUCACGAGGUUCAAGUGCACUAUGUGCAAGAAGGAGUCCUGCCUCAGAUGUGGGCGCCAGCCCUUCCACCGGGGUCUAAGCUGCGAGGAAUAUGCAGAGAAGAUGAAGAACAACACCAAGGCGGCCAAGAAGGAGCGCCAGGCAGACCAGCUCUUCGAGCAAUGGAUGGAGGAGACGGGCACCAAGCAGUGCCCCAGGUGUCGCAUGGCAGUCACAAAGCAGAACCUGGACCGCCAGCGCACGCAGUACUCCGAGUGCCACAAGAUGAGCUGCCGGAACUGCAGCACGCGGUUCUGCUUCAAGUGCCUGGCCAUACUCACAGACAGCUACACGUGUGGAUGCACCAUAGAUGCCCACGGCUUCAUCGACCCCGUGAGCGGGAAGAUUGUGAAGCACCUGAAGAAGAGGGCGCGGAAGUGAUGAGUGCAAAGCGCAGAGCAGAGCUUGCACCAACUUAAGGUGCCCUCCGCUUCGCCUGAGCACUUGCAUGUGUAUUUGGGUUUGUCUCUUCAGGGUUCCCUUGCCGUACCUGA